CCGGCCCUGGAGCUGGCCCACUCCCCCUCCGGGCUUUCGCCUGCCCUCUUUCCCUCUCUCCCUUCCCACUUCGCCAGCCCUGGCCCUGGCCCUGGCCCUGCCCCCUCCUCUCCGCCCCUCCGCGCCCGGGGUGUCAUUGGACCGGGGAGACGCAAGCCAACUUCAGGCUGCUCGGAGGAAGCCCGUGCAGUCACCUGGGUGCAAGAGCGUUGCUGCCUCGGGCUCUCUCACUGCAGGGAGAGCGGCACUCGCUGGCCUGGAUGUGGUUGGAUUUAGGGGGGCUCCGCAGCAGGGGUGUCGUGGCGUUGGCGAGCGCUGCAACAGGUAGACGCCGAGAGACGGACCCCGGCCGAGGCAGCCAUGGAGACCAAAGGCUACCACAGUCUCCCUGAAGGUCUAGAUAUGGAAAGACGGUGGGGUCAAGUUUCUCAGGCUGUGGAACAUUCUUCCCUGGGACCUACAGAGAGGACCGAUGAGAAUAACUACAUGGAGAUUGUCAACGUAAGCUGUGUUUCCGGUGCUAUUCCAAACAACAGUACUCAAGGAAGCAGCAAAGAAAAACACGAACUACUCCCUUGCCUUCAGCAAGACAUUAAUCGGUCUGGGAUUUUAACAUCUGAUAUUAAAACUGAGCUGGAGUCUAAGGAACUUUCAGCAACUGUAGCUGAGUCCAUGGGUUUAUACAUGGAUUCCGUAAGAGAUGCUGACUACACCUAUGAUCAGCAGAACCAACAAGGAAGCAUGAGUCCAGCAAAGAUUUAUCAAAAUGUUGAACAGCUGGUGAAAUUUUACAAAGAAAAUGGCCAUCAUCCGUCCACUCUAGGUGGUGUGAACAGGCCCUUGAGAUCCUUCAUGUCUGACUCUGGGAGCUCUGUGAAUGGUGGGGUCAUGCGUGCCAUUGUUAAAAGCCCUAUUAUGUGUCAUGAGAAGAGCCCAUCUGUUUGCAGCCCUCUGAACAUGACAUCUUCAGUCUGCAGCCCUGCUGGAAUCAGCUCUGUGUCCUCCACCUCUGCCAGCUUUGGCAGUUUCACAGUGCACAGCCCUAUCACCCAGGGGACUCCUUUGACAUGCUCCCCUAAUGUUGAAAAUCGAGGCUCCAGGUCACACAGCCCAGCACACGCCAGCAAUGUGGGCUCUCCUCUCUCAAGUCCAUUAAGUAGCAUGAAAUCCCCAAUAUCCAGCCCUCCGAGUCAUUGCAGCGUAAAAUCUCCGGUCUCCAGUCCUAAUAAUGUUACUCUGCAGUCCUCUGUGUCUAGCCCUGCAAACAUCAACAACUCAAGGUGCUCUGUUUCCAGCCCUUCCAACACAAAUAACAGAUCCACGCUUUCCAGUCCAACUGCUAGUACUGUGGGAUCUAUCUGUAGCCCUGUAAACAAUGCCUUCAGCUACACUGCUUCUGGCACCCCUGCUGGAUCCGGUGCAGCCCGGGAUGUGGCUCCUAGUCCAGACACACAGGAGAAAGGUGCUCAAGAGGUCCCCUUUCCUAAGAGUGAGGAAGUAGAGAAUGCCAUCUCCAAUGGUGUGACUGGUCAGCUUAACAUUGUCCAGUACAUAAAACCGGAGCCAGAUGGAGCUUUUAGCAGCUCAUGUCUAGGAGGAAAUAGCAAAAUAAAUUCUGAUUCCCCAUUCUCAGUACCAAUAAAACAAGAAUCAACCAAGCAUUCAUGUUCAGGUACCUCUUUUAAAGGGAAUCCAGCAGUAAACCCAUUUCCAUUUAUGGAUGGCUCAUAUUUUUCCUUUAUGGAUGAUAAAGACUAUUAUUCUCUAUCAGGAAUUUUAGGACCACCUGUGCCCGGCUUUGAUGGUAACUGUGAAGGCAGUGGAUUCCCAAUGGGUAUUAAACAGGAACCGGAUGAUGGGAGCUAUUACCCAGAGGCCAGCAUCCCUUCAUCUGCUAUUGUUGGUGUGAAUUCGGGUGGACAGUCCUUUCACUACAGGAUUGGUGCCCAAGGUACAAUAUCUUUAUCACGAUCGGCAAGAGACCAAUCUUUCCAACACCUGAGUUCCUUUCCUCCUGUUAAUACUUUAGUGGAGUCAUGGAAAUCACAUGGCGACCUGUCAUCUAGAAGAAGUGAUGGAUAUCCAGUUCUAGAAUACAUUCCAGAAAAUGUAACAAGGCCAUAUUUGUCUAGUGUUAAAGAAAGCAUCUUCCUAACAGAUAUCUAUGACUUUGAUUACUGUAUUGUUCUCUUUGACUUGACUCACACCUUCAUAAAGGUUUAUGUGGACAGGGAUGUGACCUUCUACACAGUCAGCCAAACUAGAAACCUGGGCGUCAUCGUUGAUCCUUCAGAUUCAAGCUCCUUUUACCUACCUGUGGAUUUAAUUGCCCCCACUGAUAGUCGGUGUAGCUGCUCAGUGGAAGGAGCAGUGUUUGUGACUCUGUACCUCAGUUCCCUUCCACUAAGUGGUGAUGGUAGUAACAUCUACUGCUGGAUCGCUAUGAUGUUAAAUGAAAUUGAGUAUUCAGAACCAGUACAAACCACAGUGAAGGUACAAUACAUGUAA
Molecule: messenger RNA, 2508 nt
Organism: Leptonychotes weddellii (Weddell seal)
Lineage: Eukaryota; Metazoa; Chordata; Mammalia; Carnivora; Phocidae
Source: RefSeq, a predicted model, not a curated record